GUGUAAGUCCCUUUAAGAUAGAGAGUGUGUGUGUAUGUGUGUGUGGGGCGUGCUUACGUCAAUAGAAGAUAAAGGACGUAAUGACGUUGUUGAAGGAGUCAGAAGAAGAAGAAGAAGGAGAGAGAGAGAAGGGAGAGAGACACCAGCCUGCUUGUUUUCUCUAUCGAUGGAUGAGAAACAAUAACUGUGUUUGCCAUAGAAAUCCAUGUAUGGAAGUUGGAAGUAAUCCGGUGGAGUUCACUUUGUUGCUGACCUGUAGAGGGAAGCAGGUAUUUGUGUGUGGACGACCACGGUUCGGAUGCUUUUCGGGAGUGCUAUGACAGUGAAGAAGUGAGACAAACAAAUUAUGGCAGACAAAAGACAACGGGCAAGAGUGCAGGGUUCAUGGGCAGGCCACAGUAAGACCACAGCAACCGCAUUUCAAGCUGGCAGACAUUCUUCACAAAAUGUUGCUAGAACACAUUGGCCAUCAAAAGAACAAGCUGCAGCUGAUAGGCGAUUUGUCUUUCAAGAUCCAACUGAGGUUCAGCGUAAGAUUCCAGAAGAAAGGAUCAUUGACAAAGAAGGUUUAUAUGAGAUCAGCAAUGGGCCAACAGGAGUUUCUAGACUGCAUCUGAAACCUGGUUUCAUCGAGCCAAAAGAAGCUGAUUGGAUGUUUGAACAACUGUACAGGGAAAUACCAUGGCAGCAAAAAUCUAACAUCGGACAGAAUGGACCAUAUCAGGAACCAAGACUCACAGCUUGGUAUGGAGAUCUCCCCUACACAUACUCUCACUCAACUAUGAAAUCAAACCCUCAAUGGCAUCCCCUACUAUCUAUGCUGAAGGAUCUCAUUGAGGAACUAACUGGAUACACCUUUAAUUCUCUUCUUUGCAAUCUGUACCGAAAUUGUAAGGACAGCAUUGAUUGGCACAGCGAUGAUGAGCCAUCGCUGGGAAGAAACCCAGUUAUCGCAUCACUUAGCUUUGGGGAAACCAGGAACUUUGAAAUGAGGAAAAAACCACCUCCAGAAGAGAAAGGAGAUUAUACCUAUGCAGAAAGAAUUCGUAUCCCAUUAAACCAUGGGUGUUUGUUGGUAAUGGAAGGGAAAACCCAGAAGGAUUGGCAGCAUCGAGUUCCAAAAGAAUACCAUGAUAGAAAUCCACGAAUAAACCUGACAUUUAGAACAGUUUAUCCUGAGCCAUGAUUACACGUGAAAAUGCAUUUGCAGCAAAACUGUAUGAAAAUAAAUGAAAGAGCAAGAGACUUCAGUUGGAUUUUGAUAGUUUUUGUUUGAAAGCAGGAACCUUGGAAACUACAUUAGAAAUAAAAAAAAACAUCCUCAAUCGGUCAUUGUUGCCAUUAACACAAACAAAGAAAGUUCAUACAAACGUGUUUCAGAAUUUGUCUGCUAACACUUACAAUUCCAAGGCAUUGGACUUGUAUAUUAAAGAAGAAUGUCUGGAAAGUUUCACUGUUGCAAGUUUAGGAAAAAUGAGGUGAAAAGUUAUUUCUAAACAAUGGUGAAAAGUUAUUUCUAGACAAUGUUAACAAGUAAAUUUUGAAUUCUUUGGGGAAAAAAAAGAUUUCAAAUUGUGAUCAUGUAUGAAUCAUGAAAGACAUGCUUGCACGGAAAUGUGUCAUGGAGUGCUUGGAACCCUAUCAAUAUUUGUUGAAGGCUUAGAUGUUUGUUUGAAAGCCAAAGUUGAGGUUCACAAUUAAAUAAUUAAAAAUUGAACCAGAAUGGGAGAGAGAAAACAAUUAAAUUGUUGAUUGAAUAUAUCUUUGCAAAAGUAAUUCCUGAGAACAUUAUGCACUAAAGGUUUAAAAACAUGUUCAAAAACUUGUUUAAUUUCCGUAUGACAUAAAAUGUCUAGGAAGAGUCAUUAUCAUGAAAACAUAAUGCACUUUGAAGCUGACUGAAUUAAUGAUACCAUGAAACAUAAUCUGUACACACUAAAUAAAUGGACUAUGUUAA
Molecule: messenger RNA, 1957 nt
Organism: Pristis pectinata (smalltooth sawfish)
Lineage: Eukaryota; Metazoa; Chordata; Chondrichthyes; Rhinopristiformes; Pristidae
Gene: alkbh3
Product: alkB homolog 3, alpha-ketoglutarate dependent dioxygenase
Exons: 10
Coding region: 347-1186 (279 amino acids)
Biological process (GO): DNA alkylation repair; DNA repair
Cellular component (GO): nucleus
Molecular function (GO): dioxygenase activity
Source: RefSeq, a predicted model, not a curated record